Anarrhichthys ocellatus (wolf-eel) is the source of this 3038-nucleotide messenger RNA. Its product is annotated as interleukin-17 receptor D. Bases 14 to 1831 code for a protein of 605 amino acids. Gene Ontology annotation, molecular function: protein binding; interleukin-17 receptor activity. The transcript is spliced from 12 exons. The record is from RefSeq and is a predicted model, not a curated record. NCBI's taxonomy places the organism in Eukaryota, Metazoa, Chordata, Actinopteri, Perciformes, Anarhichadidae.
UGGCUGUAGCAGCAUGUGGAAGACGACUCUUGUUUUGUACCAGCUCUUUGCACUAGGUCGGCCGCUCCGGGCUCAGGAUGACGUCCCCGCCGCCGCUGCCAUCACUGCCCAGGACUGCAGUCUAAACUGUGUGCAGCAGGGAGGACCUGGUUGUGAAUACUGCAGAAUAACCAGAGCUGAUCUCAAGAGGGCUCUGGGCAUUAACUCCAUCAAAGGGUUUGGAAGUUGCAUUCCCUGGCCGUGUUUUGAGUUACUUGGAAGAGAAGACCGUAAACUCUGUCAGCACUACGUCCAAGCGCCGAAUGAUGUGAAGGUCGAGUUAGUAAAUGAGCUAGACCCCAAAUCAGACACCGUUGUUGUCUCCUGGAAGCCCAGCUACUAUGGGAUCGCCUUCUUGCGAGGCUUUCAGGUUUCCCUCCAGGCCCUGGGAGGGACCAGUGUUGCCUGCCAGCUCUUUCUCUUCCACCGAAACCUCUCCCUCCCUGCUUCACAUGCUCAAAGGGUGUACAAGUCGGACCCUUUCCCCGGCCUUUCCCUUGGGUCCCAGUAUGCUGUUACCGUCAUGGCUCUGCCAGUGCCUGAGGAGUGGGAGAAGUUCUACCGCAGCGAGUUCUUCUCCACCCGCUCAUGUGCAGAGAAGAAUGGUCUUGAGCAGUGCAAAAAGGACUGGUACCCCAAAAACAUCGAGGUCCAGCAGGAAGGGAGUGCCAUCACUGUGACCUUUAACCUGGCUCCCCCAAACCUGGGCAUCAGAGGCUACUUCUCACUGUGUUACGCGAACGGCUUGAAGAAAUACACAGACAUCACACCUAAUUCCAGCAAAAACCAAACUCACCACAGCUAUCAGCUGAGUGACCUCGAAGAAGGAACCAAUUACUCCUGCGAGAUUGCAGCGAAUGAAGUGGAUGCCGUGAGGAAAACAUUCAAUGUUCGAGUCUUGCACAUUCAAAAAGGAGGCUCCCUGCCACUCUCGGUCACUCCCUCAUUGGCUCUGAUUCUUCCACUAUCCCUGGCCGUGGUAGCCAUGUUUGUAGUCUUAUUUGCUGCUCUCACCAGGAGGCCCAAGUUCUGGAUGAAGAAACUUGACAUCAAACCAGAUGUUAUCAAGCAGCAUCAGGAGAGCGGGACUCAGGAGGAAGUGAUGUCAUUGACCAGGAAGAGGCUGACCCCUCCUCGUCUUCUGAUUUGCUACAGCAGCUACGAUGGCCCCGCACACGUCAAAGCCGUCAUGCAGUUGGGGGCCUUCAUACAACAGCACAUGGCCACUCAGGUGUGCCUGGACCUUUGGGAGUCUUUGAGCGUUGCUGAGGAGGGCAGCAUGGCCUGGCACUGCCGGCAGAUCCGGGACAGCGACUUCAUCUUGGUGAUCUGCUCACCGGGCCUCAACCAUAGGCCGAAGCCUCCAGGUGGUGGCGAUGGCGGCGGCGUAGACGAGGAGGCAGACGGAGGGCUCUGCUUCGGGUCCGACGCCUUCAGCUCCAACGCAGCCGUCCAGCUUAUCGGAGAGGAGGUGGGCCGAGCCAAAGCCGGGGGCCAGGACCUGUCCAAGUACAUGGCGGCCAUUUUUGAUUACUCAGAGGAAGCGGACAUCCCCACUGAGCUGAGGCUGGUGUCUCACUACAAGCUGACAAGGGACUUGCAACUGCUCUUCUCACACCUCCAUACAGUGGCUCUGCACGGGCCGGGGCAUUACCUGAAGAUCAACCAUAUCUCAGAGGAAGGGUAUACUGAGUUGCCAGCCGGAGAAGCUCUGCAGUGUGCUAUCUGUGAGGCUCGGCUGGCAAUGACGGCAAAGAGGCAUCACUCUGUGGCAGGGCUGGGUGUCAUUUAGAAAAUUAGGACGCUUGUACCAAUACCGUUAAAGUGAUACCGAUACCAAUACCUUAUUCGAUACCCAACAUAUGAAUGGAUGCUGUGUGCGUGUCCCACUGGCUAGCAUAUUGCCGCGGCCCUGCACAGCGAUCAUACAGAGGUUACUGCUGUUAACUGCAUUCCCAGACCGCAUCGGAGCGGAAGCGUAAAACCUCGGUUAUACUUUUCCGCUGGGACGAUCUUGCGGACAUGAGCUGACGUGGAAUCGUGACGAGGAAACGUUUAGAUCUCUUAUACACCACGCAUUCUCAAGACUUCUCCAUUUUCCCCGCCCUCCCGCGUAGCUAGAAAUCAAAGGGGGCCGCGUCUGAUGGUGUGACGGCACUCUGGCCGCACCAACACUCGUGAUCCUCGAAAUGCGGCAAGCAUGAGUCACACUCAACGCCCACCGUUAACGGUUCCCAACCUCCCAAGUCAGCUCUGUCAGCACUGAUAUUAGCGCCUUUAGCACCGUUAGCUACUCUGACGUCUCGGUGUUCAGAGCCCGCUGUAUGGGUAGUAGCUGCUGCGGUGGUGGACCAAUCACACGUCGCAUUAAAUGAAGGAGUGCUUGCAGUGAUUGGCUGCAAGUCCGUACAAAUCGAAGCUGUGAGAGUCAUACUUCUACAGUCCCUGCUAAUGUGCCCUUAAGCAAUUAACUAACUGAUAACCUCUGCCUCAGCUGUGCACUUUGACCUCCAAAGUGCGUUUACAUGCCACAUGUGUGCGUACUGGAAGGAUUUGUAAAAUAAGAGCAGUGUUAUGUGUGUAAUGGUAAAUGAAGUAAAUCUCCAAAAUAAGUCUUAUCGAUGUACUUGGUGGACAUUUCCUCUGUUUUCUUACUAUGUCAUGUAAAAAUAAGUAUAUUUAUAAUAUAAGCAUUGUCAUGUGUAUAUAUAUAUUAACUGUACUUACUAUUAACUAUCUCAUACACAAGUUAUUGAAGUUCUUCUGUGAUAACGUGUGCCUUGAAGUACACAUUGUUUAAUAUGUGCAUAGUUAAAGUCUUGGCUGUUGUUUAUUUAUCCAUGUGCAUCGCUCAUAUACUUAGGAAUGGAUUAUUAAGUCAUAUUUAUUUUACUUUAUGCUUAUGCAAGGAUAAAAGUGAGCUGUUCUGUAGUUUAAUCUAUAUAUGGAUAUAUAGAUUUGUUAUCAUGUAUCUAAUAAAACAAAGUGUUCUCUGGAUC